This is a messenger RNA of Lytechinus pictus (painted urchin), 3857 nucleotides long. Its product is annotated as RYamide receptor-like. NCBI's taxonomy places the organism in Eukaryota, Metazoa, Echinodermata, Echinoidea, Temnopleuroida, Toxopneustidae. Gene Ontology annotation, cellular component: plasma membrane. The transcript is spliced from 2 exons. The record is from RefSeq and is a predicted model, not a curated record. Gene Ontology annotation, biological process: G protein-coupled receptor signaling pathway. Bases 421 to 1602 code for a protein of 393 amino acids. Gene Ontology annotation, molecular function: tachykinin receptor activity.
CCUUGGAUGUCCAGAUAAAAGAUAAGUGGCUGGAAGUGUGAUGGUGUUUGCUGGGGAACCAAUUCAAUUAUUCUCCAUGGCGAUGUUCAGCAACAAGUGAUUCGAUGGUUCACGCUAAAGAAGAUAGACGUUUUUUAUUCCAGUGAUUCCACAGAGCAGAUGAACAGGCUGUAUCCACUAACACACAUGGGGUUCACCCACCACGAUAAGUUCGAGGGUACUUUCAGUUCAAAGGAUAAACUGCGACACUAAAGCUAUUCCAAGUCAGGCAAUCCUGUCAGAAGAAAGGGCAAGCAGAAACGUGAUCCUGAGCGAAGUGUAUCAUUACUUCUGAGGGGAGAGGGAAAAAAAACCUUUAUAAAAUUUGAAUUGGAUUCUGAAUUUUUAAAGGCCAAAAAUAUUGAAAAUCGUGUUAUAAAGAUGGAGUCAUUCAUUGUGAUAAUGAACUCCUCUGUACCCCCUGAUAACUACUCCAUUAUAUCUGGCCAGAACUACUCGGAAAUAAGGGAUCUCUACAAGGAACCACCAUGGAUACAAGCGAUAUACGGUUUGCUUUUUACACUUGUGACUGUAUUUGGCGUUGGCGGGAAUUCAAUUGUUUGUUACAUUGUCCUCGGACAUGCGCGCAUGCGCACUGUUACAAACUAUUCCAUUGUAAAUUUAGCGGUAAGUGAUAUCCUCAUGGCCGUCAUGUGCGUCAACUUUUCAUUUUACGCAGCAAUGUACAUGACGUGGCCCUUUGGAGAGUUCAUGUGUAAAGCAGUAUCGUACAUACAAAGUGUUUCAGUAUCUGUCAGUAUUUUUACAUUGGUAUCCAUCAGCGUGGACCGUUACAUAGCGAUAUGUCAUCCUCUAGUCCUGCGCAUGGGAUCAUCACAGGCGUUAGCAGUCAUUGCGGUUAUCUGGGUGGUGGCAUGCGUGGUGGCGUUACCAUCUUUGAUAUUCUCCACAGUCGGCGUAGAGGGCGACUCAACAUUCUGUUCUGAAAGUAACUGGGAACAAUCUAAAAUAUACACAUAUGUCUUGAUGGGCAUACAAUACUUCGUACCACUCUGUGUCUUGGCUGUUGCCUAUGGAAGGAUUGGUUAUGUAAUCUGGAGCAGACGAACGCCAGGAGAAACACAAGCGAGCAGGGACAAAAGAAUCAAUGAAUCAAAGACAAAGCUCGUCAAGAUGUUUGCCAUGGUGGUUCUUCUCUUUGCCUUGUGUUAUCUACCAAUACAUUCCUUUAACAUUCUUCAGGAGGUGUACGAGAAUGUCCUCUACUAUCGCUACAUCAAGCUGGUUUACCUCACCGUUCUCCUGGCGGCAAUGAGCAACUGCGUCUACAACCCCUUCAUCUAUUGCUGGAUGAAUGCAAAGUUCCGGAACGGCUUUAGACACGUGUUCCGUUUCCUACCCUGCGUGCAUUACGACACCCAAUGGAAAGUGAUAGCGCACUUGGAACGUGGUAACACCGCAAUGACACAAUUAACGACGUCGCCGUCCCGUCGGCUUCGCAGUGGUCCGUCUGACGCAAAGCAAUGCUGGCCUGAGCAUUGUUAUGAGUCGCUAAGCAACGGGGAUGGUAGUCCACUAAGGAAUAAAGUGGUUGCGGUCUGAGAAGAUUGAUAAUAAUGAUAAUCGUGAAGACUAACGAUUAACUCUGAAAAUUCUAUACGUUGAAACGGAACAAAAUUAUAAUAUUGUCAUUGACAAAAAUACACCAUGGUUGCUUUCUGCCUUAACUUUAACACACGUCGCUGUUCAAAAUGGAAAGUGUCCCACGAGUAUAGACAUAUACAUGUAGUUAGUUUUUGCUAUGAACACGUGUAAUUAAUGUGGUGAUACUCAUGUUACUCUGCACGUUGACCCUGAUGGCCAGAUGUCAUCUUGUUCCCCGUGUUUAAUGCCGUCUAUUGGACCUGGAGGCUUUGGAAAUAAACUGAUUGAUUUUUCUGUAACCCAUUACUGUUGUUACUAUUACCACUGUACUGUACCAUACUACUAUUACUACAACUAAUACUCUACUACUACUACUACUACUACUACUAUAACUACUACUACGACUACUACUACUAUACUACUACUACUACUACUACUACUACUACUACUACUACUACUACUACUACUACUGUUGCUGCUUAUUUUACUCCUGCUUAUGAUACUAUCACCACCACCCUCCACCGCAAUUCUACUACCACCACCAACAUUUUACUACCACCACCACCACCACCAACACUACAACUUCUUUCCUAUUACUACUUUCACUACUACUACUACGACGACGAAGGCGGCGACUUUUACCACCACCACCACUGAUUAUAUACUACCACCAAUACUACAGCUGAUACUACUAUACUCAUUGUUCUUUUUGUAUUGCUAAUGUUAAUAUCACUACUGCUACUACUACUACUACUACUACUACUACUACUACUACUACUACUACAGUACUACUACUAUUACUACUACAACUCGUACUCCUACUACUACUACUCCUACUGCUACUGCUGCUGCUGCUACUACAACAACAAACACUACUACGAUUUCUACUACUACUACUACUACUACUACUACUGCUGCUGCUACUACUGCUACUUCUAAUACUAUUUCGUACAUCACGACUUCAACUUUUCUUUUUACUCCUGUCCAUGAUAAUAUCGAUGGACGAAAUUAGAAACAAUAGUAAGAUCACUAUUAACGAAAAUGAUUAUAAUACAUGUAGAUUCUUAAAAAUGUUCCCAUGGUAUAUGCUUAUUUAUAGAUGUUGACAGUGUCACCAUAAAUCAGUUUACGGGGGUACUUAAAAUGACGGUUGGUUAUUCUUACUUGAAAAGAGAAGAAGGGAGAAGAGAGAUAGGGAAUAAGUUCUUAAGGAACUGAAAAUCUUUUGCUCCUUGCAGUUGUGAAAACAACUCCCUUUUAAGAAAUGUUGAGCCACGAUCAAUGCAAGCAUGCAUUUCUGGUGAAGGCAAAAACACUCUUUUCCCUCACAGUCGAGACUCAUUGACUCUUUCUUACAAUUGAGUUUCAUUUAUUAAAAUGUCACCAUCUUCUAUCCAAGAAAGACUUCGGUCCUGGUUACAUUCCAUUUGGACUUUUGUACCAGGUGGGUGUUUCAUAAAGUUGUUCGUAAGAUACGAAUGACUUUAUGCGAGGUGUGAUAUCCCUAUAUAAUUGAUUUAUGACCUAAGAACAUGUACCAGUCGUGCGUAAAGUUGUGCGUAACUUGACGAACAGCUUUAUGAAACACCCACCAGGUUACUCAUCAACUGACCUGCUUUCCACCUGGCCCGACUUGAGAACACAUCUCUCGAUGGAUCCAAUUCAAUUCUUACUCCUCUCUCUCAUCGCCACAGGAACUUUGUCCUUUGUAAAACAAAGAAAUGCAUACAGAAGUUUCAAGAAAACAAUCAAUGUAUGAACAUACAACAUUAUGUAGGAAAUAUUUUGAAUGAACAUGCAUUUUAGAUGUUGACGUUGCUGGCUUUCCAAAGUUGUGAUUGAUCGGAUUAAUCGCAACUCUUUGUAAGACGAGGCCCUGUUCUCGUUUAAAAUGGCAACACUCAAUCUCAGAUCUUCAUCUACGCUGUAGCGUCCAGCUUGCACCUGGAUCUCGCAUCGACGAUCUCCAUGGCUACCGGGAUUCUUCGGUUUGUGCACCCCUAUACGGAACGCCCCCUGCUAACAUUCAGUAGGCCCAUGCACCCAACAACGACACUUUUAAGAGAAAACUUAAGACUUAACAUUUCUAUUGUUAACCACUUAUAAUGAACAAUUUACAUUUUAGUUCCAUGGGAUUUGCAGUUGUAUGUGUGUGUGGUAAAAGUAAUCAUAUUUUUUUUUUCAUUAAAAAAAAUAAUUUGUAAGUAAUGUAA